Molecule: messenger RNA, 1746 nt
Organism: Pelodiscus sinensis (Chinese soft-shelled turtle)
Lineage: Eukaryota; Metazoa; Chordata; Testudines; Trionychidae
Product: regulator of G protein signaling 20-like
Source: RefSeq, a predicted model, not a curated record
CCAGGAGCUCUCCGCAGGCAGCCCCAGCAAACAGGCUCCUUCGCUGCAAGGGCUCAGGUAAUGGAGCCCAGCCCAUCAGAGAAAGACAGGCGGCUCUCCGAAACCUGGCACCCACCUUGUUGCUGUGGCCCUAAACCCUGCUGCUUCUGCUGGUGCUGCUGCAGCAGCUGCUCCAGGAGCCGGAUGGUGAGGAGGAGACAGAGAGAUGGGUUCCGGCGCAAAACAUCCAGUGUCUCCGAGUUGGAGAUCCCCCCGCCCCUCGAGGAAAGGCUCACGCUAGAAGAAGCAUCCUCCUGGAAGCGCUCGUUUGAUUGCGUGCUGGUGAGCCCGGCCGGCCGGAGCGUCUUCAUGGAGUUUCUGCGGACGGAGCACAGUGACGAGAACAUGGCCUUCUGGCUGGCCUGCGAGGACCUCAAGAGGGAGCAGAGCCAGGAGCAGGUCUGUGAGAAAGCCAAGAAGAUCUACCUGGAUUACAUCUCCAUCCUGUCCCCAAAGGAGGUCAGCAUUGACGCUGCCGUGCGUGAAGCUAUCAACAGCUCCCUGGCGAGGCCCAGCGCAUGCAUGUUCGACGAGGCCCAGGCACAGGUCUACGCCCUCAUGCACAGAGACUCCUACCCCAGGUUCCUGAACUCACCACUCUACAAGUCGCUAGAACAGAGACUUUCUGCUCUGACGUGUGACACCUAGCGAAGUCCUCUGCGUGCCCAUGCAUCUCAGGAGACCGUCAGCUCCUUCAGCUUCCUGCCAGCCCAAGCCACCAGGGAAGAUGGGACAACCCUGGGGAAGACAACUUUGGGGACAGAGCCUCAGUUCUCUCUACCUGUGGGUCACACCACUGGUGUUUCAGUAGUGAUGCUGAUCUAGAAAUUAUUCUAGUGUCUGGACCAACCAAGAGAUUUGGGGGAGAAUUUCACUAGGUCCCGUAAAGAUGGGAGAGCCUGGGGGUCCUAGAACUGGGAGCCUUUCAGAGCACUGCUUGUCCUAGAAUUCGGAUGGUAUCUGAGCUGGGGUGGUUCUAGAGCACGGAUGGCAUGCAUGGCUUGGACCUUAGUUCUAGAACUUGGAUGGUCACAAGCUGGAGUGGAUUCUAGAGUGUGGCUUUUUGUGUCUCAUCUAGGUGUUCUACUACAUGACUUGCACAUAUGGCUGGGUUUCUAGAACAAAGGUAAUAUUGGUUUUCUGGUGGGUUCUAGAGUGUGGAGCCUUCUAGAGCUGUGGGGGCUUUUAGGUGAGUAAACCUUCCAAACGUGAAGCACUGGUUUUUGUUUUAGGGACAAGAAAAAUUACCCAGCAAAAAUUAAUUGUAUUUCAGAAUUUCUAAGAGUUUCAAAAGUCUCCAAAGUAGACAUUCCCCCCACUUCUCUGAAAAGGCUUAGCUAGUCAUUCAGUACUGAAGCAGGUCUCAGCUGGCCAGCAAAAAGAAAUUCUAUCCAGUGAAUGCAAAAAGAAAUCCACAGGGGAUUAAUUCAAACCAAUGACUUGGCAAUGGCUUGCUGGGUGCAUCUCAGUAGAGCCCUGCAAAUCCACAGAUAUCUGCUUUAUAUCUGUGGGUAUCCACAUCUGCGGAUGUGGACGUCCCCGGCUCAUUUUUGCAGAUACAAAUGUUGUAUGUAGACCCCUGCCAGUCGGCAGAUAUCCACUUUACAUCUACAUCUGCAGAUAAUUUUUGCAGAUAUAAAUGGGUUAUGUCUACACUCGCAGCGUCUUGUGUGAGAAUUAUGCAAAUGAGGCUAAGCGUGGACUAUC